Molecule: messenger RNA, 539 nt
Organism: Rubroshorea leprosula
Lineage: Eukaryota; Viridiplantae; Streptophyta; Magnoliopsida; Malvales; Dipterocarpaceae
Source: the annotation of a GenBank genome assembly
GUUUUAAUAUUUUGGUAAUGCUCUGAUGAGUGGUGAGAGAGAUGAAAAUCUUGUAAUGGAUAUUGUUGACAUCUCUAAACGGUUGGUCACCAGAGACAGGACUCUCAAACCUUUAUCAUGUCUGGCCAUUGCAUCCAUGGUGCAUGCACAGGAAGCUGAUCCUACAAAUCUGGAGGUGCUUCUUGCUCUUGGUGUGAGCCAUACAAAUGGGUUGGAGCAGACAGCUGCUUUGAAGUAUCCAUAUUGAUGGUUAUGCCAUCACCCAAAGUGUGGAACUCUCACAACACGAGCUCUCUGAAUCAUUGUAUUAUGCUGAUAUUGCUAGAUUAUUCAAUGAAGCUGCUCAAAUGUCACCUGAGGAUGCUGACGUCCACAUAGAACUUGGUGUCCUAUAUAAUUUGUCAGGGGAAUAUGAUAAGGCUGUUGCAUCUUUCAAGACAGCCUUGAAACUCAAACCUAAUGACUACUCCCUCUGGAACAAGCUUGGGGCAACACAAGCAAACAGUGUGCAUAGUACUGAAGAAAUAUUGGCCUAUCAA